AGUUGAAGGUAAAAGAAAACAUCUAUGAAAAAUUAUGACAAGUGACAAGGACUAUGUAGUUAUGCCUUUUUUUCGUUGGUGGAUGCGAUGUUUAAAAGAAAUUGGCCAUUGUUUAAGAAAUAUGAAUUAAAGUAGUUUCAAUGAUCCACAAAACUAUCUUCUGAAGAUGAACGUUUAUAAUACAAUGCCGGGGGUAGCGGACAUGGGGAUGGUGUGGAUGGGAGCAGGACAACCGUCUUCUGACGUUCCCAUGGGCCUGGACUCAGGAGAACAUAGCGAUAUGCUUUUGGAUCCUGAUAACAUGUACUUCACUCCAUCCCAUCAUAGUAUAUCCAACCAGUCUAUAGAUGACAUGCAUGCUGUGCACAAUUCUCAUAUGGAACAUAUGGAUAACUAUGAUAUGAUGCAUUUGAUGGACAUGAAAAACGAAAGCAAUGAUUCCAGUUACGUAGAAGAUGAAAACUCACAUCCUAUCUACAUGAUAACAACGUCAACACAAACACUGCCAUGCCCGACCCGGAAGAUCAAACCAAUAAAGCACCCUGGAUUAGUACUGAAAACCCCAAUAGCGUAUCAGAGCAAUACAGAUCCUUCGGUAAUUCCUAUUCAGAAGGAUGGAAUGGCGGUUUGCGAAAAAUGUGGGGCCAUUGGCGUGAAACACGCCUUCUACACCAGAGAACGCAGGUUCUGCAGCAUGGCCUGCGCCAGAGGCUACAGUGGCUUGAUUCCGGAACCUCUGCCUCAGUCGAACCAAAACACUCCCGACAACAAACAACACUAUGCCAAAUAUCGUUUCACAAUGAAAAUGGAAGAUGAUUUCACGGACGCCUACCUGGACCAUCCAUUCCCCCAGCUGUCUCCACUGCCUGAGCUGCCGCCCAUCGACGAUUCUCUACCUCUCAUCAGACGGAAACCGUCCGAGCUGGCUAAUUCCUUUGAUUGGGAUUCGCAGUUGGAAAAUCAGUACUUCAUUGCCGCUCCGGUCACGUGUUUCAAGCACGCCCCCAUGGCCGAUAUUUGGGAGAACAUUAUGGUCGGGAUGAAGGUAGAGGUGGAAAACACCGAUUGUGAUAAUGUGUCGGAAGCGUUUCCGGAUUCUUUUUGGGUGGCUACGGUGAUGAGGAUUGUAGGAUACAAAGCGCAGCUCCGCUACGAAGGGUUCGGCUCCAAUAACUCCAAAGACUUCUGGGUGAGCCUGUGCUCGAACCAGGUGCAUCCGGUCGGUUGGUGUGCCACCAGAGGCAAACCGCUCAUACCUCCCAAGACGGUCGAAGACAAGUACAGCGACUGGAAGGACUUCCUCAGGAAACGACUGACGGGCGCCAGGACAUUGCCUUCGAAUUUCAGCAAUAAAGCUAGCGAUAGUCUCAAAUCCAGAUUUGAAUGUGGCCUUAAUCUCGAAGUCGUCGAUAAGAACCGCAUAUCGCAAGUGAAAGUCGCCAUUGUUCAUAAGAUUAUCGGGAAGAGAUUGAACGUGAAGUAUUACGACAUGCCUCCCGAAGACGCAGGGUUUUGGUGCCACGAAGAUUCGCCGUUGUUGCAUCCCGUUGGGUGGGCGAAAAAGGUAAACCAUCAUCUAGUCGCACCCAUCAACUACCUCGAGAGAGUAAACCAAGGCAUAUUCGACGAAGAUGACGCAACCGAAGAGCUGUUCACUCCAUUCCAAAUCGGUUCUAUGGAACACACCCACUCUGGUUUCUGCGUCGGCAUGAAACUCGAGGCGAUUGAUCCGCUGAACCUGUCUUCGAUUUGCGUCGCGACGGUGAUGGACGUUUUGAACUAUGGCUACAUCAUGAUCCGUAUCGACACGUACGAUUCAGACGCGACGGGCGCCGACUGGUUUUGCUACCACGUGAAGUCGCCCUGUAUAUUUCCGGUUGGAUUCUGCGAGCGGAAUCACAUACCUCUCACCCCUCCGAAAGGAUACGAUCAGGCCACUUUCAAUUGGCGCGCCUACCUCAUGCAGACCAAUAACAGGCCCGCAGAUCCUUUGCUGUUUAACACCUUCGUACCUCCUCAUGGUUUUGUCACUAGUAUGAAAAUUGAGGCGGCCGACCUGAUGGAUCCGAGACUAGUUUGCAUUGCUACUAUCGCCAAAGUAGUUGGCAGGCUGCUGAAAGUUCACUUUGAUGGUUGGGAAGAAGAAUACGAUCAGUGGUUGGAUUGCGAGAGCCCCGACAUAUAUCCCGUUGGUUGGUGCCAGAGUGUAGGUCAUAAAUUGGAGGGGCCCCCCAUUUCGGCAAAGCCUGCGGCUCAGAUUAUGAAGUCACCCAAAGUCAAGAAAAAACAAAGGAAAAAGAAAGUGAAGGAUAAUCCUCCAAAAACACAAUCAGCCGCUACAUCAACGACCAAUCUGAAACAACCAAAGGUAGAAAUAAAAGUAGAAGAACCGACUAUGUCGACAUUCAUUGACGACAACUUGACUGUCACGAGUGAUGAGACUAACGAGGAGCACCAAGGUCCCGAGGCGGGGCAAGAACCUGCCGGACCCGAUCAGAGCAUGCCCGUAUCAUCCGAAGUGGUAGAUCCACCCGCCGAGAGGAAAGCCACCUCGUACGUUAUCGGAACUAACAACCCAAACCCGAAAGUGAUACCUAGGCUGGCGGAUGCCUCUGUCGGAAAUUGUGAAACAGGGGAUUUGUGUCCGUCAGAUUGGAACGUGUUUGAUGUGGCCCAAUUCUUGAGGGUCAAUGAUUGCGCAAACUAUUGCGACUCCUUCAGUAAACAGAGAGUUGAUGGAAAGAUGCUGUUGAAUCUCAGUAAGGAGGACGUACUGGACAUAACAGGUGGUAAGGUAGGACCGUCCUUGAAAAUUUACGAUCUUGUUCAACAAUUAAAAAUCAAAGUGAACCCGGCCCAGGUCCGCCACAUGAAAACCAAUAUCAAAAAGUUCUUAUAGUGCCUAAUAAUGAUAAUAGCUAUAAAAUUAAGAUCUGUCUGUAAAUAGUAGAGUAUACUGAUUGAUUUAAGUUAUUAAUUUUUCUAUGGAUUCAGUAUUUAUCCUCGACAGUUUUUGUGUGUGAAUUUCGUUGCUCAUCUCUGACAUUUAUAGUAAUUUGACCAAUAGAUGAUUUAUUGUU
Molecule: messenger RNA, 3080 nt
Organism: Leptinotarsa decemlineata (Colorado potato beetle)
Lineage: Eukaryota; Metazoa; Arthropoda; Insecta; Coleoptera; Chrysomelidae
Gene: Sfmbt
Product: Scm-related gene containing four mbt domains
Biological process (GO): negative regulation of DNA-templated transcription; heterochromatin formation
Cellular component (GO): nucleus
Molecular function (GO): zinc ion binding; chromatin binding
Source: RefSeq, a predicted model, not a curated record